AUGAGGCUCCAUUAUCUGCUAUUUGCAUUCCUCAUCUUGUUCUUGGUGCCUGCUCCAGGCGAUGCAUUCAUCCAUAAAACCCUCCGAAAAAUAUACUGCAAAAUAAGAGGCGGCCGGUGUGCUCUGUUUAGCUGUAUUAAAACGGAAGAACAAAUAGGCCAGUGUUCUAAAAGAGGUCGGAAAUGCUGCCGGAAUAAGAAGUAG
Messenger RNA from Microtus oregoni (creeping vole), 204 nucleotides. Its product is annotated as beta-defensin 14-like. Lineage: Eukaryota; Metazoa; Chordata; Mammalia; Rodentia; Cricetidae. Gene Ontology annotation, biological process: cell chemotaxis; defense response to bacterium. Gene Ontology annotation, cellular component: extracellular region. The transcript is spliced from 2 exons. Gene Ontology annotation, molecular function: CCR6 chemokine receptor binding; chemoattractant activity. The record is from RefSeq and is a predicted model, not a curated record. The coding region runs from base 1 to 204 and encodes 67 amino acids.